Molecule: messenger RNA, 884 nt
Organism: Xylona heveae TC161
Lineage: Eukaryota; Fungi; Ascomycota; Xylonomycetes; Xylonales; Xylonaceae
Exons: 1
Coding region: 292-768 (158 amino acids)
Source: RefSeq, a predicted model, not a curated record
UAUCGCUGCUUCUUGCCCAGCGACAAUACUCAAUUCUCAUAGGCGCGGGUUCGGUAUGGAUGAACAUGAUGACUUGACGAAUUCAGGCAUCGACUGGACCGAAGACUUUUGUCCUGGCUUUGCCAAAAUCCCUGCGUCUUGUUUCAAAAAAUUUCUCUUUUCGUCCCUUUCCUUGGUCCUCGGGCUUUCCAAACCUUUUUUUUUUUACCUCGUGGUCACUGGUCUAUUCCACAUCCUCACGGGCUUUUUCUCAAAGGCAUUUGUACGUAUUUUGCAAGGCAAGCGUAUUGUAUGGAGCAUGUUGUCUCAGCCCUUUGUUUUUGCCCCGUCAUCAGCAUACGUUCUCCCUGUUGUUGGUAUUCUUCAGAGUCUCGGGUUUUGACUCUUCUUUCUCGCCUCAGACACUCUACUUUGCCGUUUUUGUUCAACUGUUGCACAAAAGCCUCUUCUUUUUUCUUUUUGCCCCGCUUUCUCUUCUUAUCGAUCGGAUCCUGGUGUUUCGGAUGGGUGUGCAUAUUCGACACAUACAUUUCUUUUUCUUUCCCCUCUUGGGUGUACAUAUUUUCUUCCUAUCGAUUUACGUGCAUGCAUGUGGAUUUCUGUAAUUGUGGACAUUUACGCACAGAGAUCUCUACUGCGUCCUGGGAGGCCAACGCUGCAUUCAGAUGGUCAGUGUUCCGACUGCCCUGCAUGGCUGUCUGUUUCCGAUGGCCCGGGCAUGAUUGUGUUUUCUUCCCCGGUGCUCAUGCAUAUGUUGGCGUGUUGUAGAUCUGUGUUUCAGACUAAGCGGUGAGAGACAGUAUAUCAUUUUUCCUCAGGACUGGUUUUGCCCUGGGCUUGGGUAGAGACACGAUCUCCCACGUGAUUUUGAGACAUGGGAUAGA